AUGCCAAAACAAGAAAGAUCUGAAGCAGUAUUUGCAGAACAUCUCUAUUUGGUCAGAAAUGCGGGCGUCAAAGUUGCUGCUGUUCAAACAGAGACGGGAGUUCGUAGCGACUGUUGCCUCGAAGACUCCAGAAACUUUAAAGUUAGCCAAAACAAAAUCUUUGAUGGAAUGCAUGACAUUUUAUUAGGAAUAGGUCCAAUGACCUUAAAACUGAUCAUUCAUCAUUUUGUGUUUGAAGAACGGUUGUUUAGUGUACACUACCUGAAUGGUCGAAUUUUUGCGUAUUCGUAUGGAAGAUUGGAAAGAAAAAAUAAACCUCCCAAUUUAAACCACAACAAUAUUAGAAAUGUCAAAGAUCACUCGCUCAGCCAGAAGGCUAUGCAAAUGUGGUGUUUCUUGAGAGUCUUCCCAUUUCUCGUUUCUGAGAAACUUCCGAAGGGUCACUCUCAUAUGCAGUUACUCCUUUUGCUUCUACAGAUCAUGGAAAUUGUUUUUGCACCCAAAGUCACGAAGAGCUUAUUGCCAUUACUCGCAGAAUUAAUUAAGGAUUUUUUACAACUUUUUAAAACACUUUUUCCUAACGCUAAUUAUAUCAACAAGUUUCAUCACCUCACUCACUAUACAGAAUGUGUCUUGUGGUCGGGAUCGCUCAGACUUUUAUGGUGUAUGGGAUACGAGAAAAAGCACAGUCAUAUUAAAAGACGAGGUCAAGUCGUGAACAAUUUCAAAAAUUGUCCUAAGACUCUCGUAAGAGUUUUCCAAUGUCAGCAAAGUGCAAUGUGGGGAUUUGGGGAUGUGAAAUUACAUUCUGUUGUUCCUCAAGGAGGAAGGAUAGUAAGAGUCGAAGGUACAUUAAGUCACCAGCACUUGAAAGAUCUUAAUUACUUAGAUGGUGAUCUGGUAUUUAAAACAAAAUCUGCACGAGUAAAUGUUGUUCUUCAUGCUAAUGGGUUGUACGUUUGCCUUGAUGCGAGGAAAGAAGAAGAUGUUAACCUGCCGAUAUUCGGAAAAAUUCACGAAAUAAUUAUAGGUAAAAAAUCGGAAGUGUUUCUCAGGACUUUUAUUUGCGAAACGACACGCUUUGACCCUAACUUGAAUGCGCAUUGCAUUGAAUUAAAUUCGGAAGAAAACGUGGAUUUUCGUUCAACUACAAGGCUUGCGGAUUAUACAACUAUGUCCACAUGGACUGAGCCGAACUCCGAGGAGUUACUUAUUAGUUUGCUCCAUGUCCUCAUUUAA
Belonocnema kinseyi is the source of this 1239-nucleotide messenger RNA. RefSeq lists its product as uncharacterized. The transcript has a single exon. The record is from RefSeq and is a predicted model, not a curated record. Lineage: Eukaryota; Metazoa; Arthropoda; Insecta; Hymenoptera; Cynipidae. Bases 1 to 1239 code for a protein of 412 amino acids.